Messenger RNA from Juglans regia (Persian walnut), 904 nucleotides. Its product is annotated as disease resistance response protein 206-like. The transcript has a single exon. Lineage: Eukaryota; Viridiplantae; Streptophyta; Magnoliopsida; Fagales; Juglandaceae. Bases 84 to 653 code for a protein of 189 amino acids. The record is from RefSeq and is a predicted model, not a curated record.
CAUGUCUGUCCCUCAUCCCCUCAAAGCAUGAUCUACUUCUUGUAUCUCUCGAACCCAUUUUCCAUUGAAAUUAAUUGAGUACAAUGGAGCUUAAAAAUCUGAUUUCAUCUUUCUUCCUCCUCUUCCUACUCGUUGGAAUAUCCAGUACUACCGCUGCAUCCACUGGGAAAAUCAAAGUUCGCCGCCCUUGUAAAAGGUUGGUGUUCUAUUUCCAUGACAUUAUUUAUAAUGGAAAGAACUCGAAGAAUGCAACUUCAGCCAUUGUAGGUGCACCAGCCUGGGGGAACAGAACCAUAAUGGCGGGACAAAGCCAUUUUGGUGACUUGGUUGUGUUUGAUGACCCAAUUACCUUAGACAACAAUCUGCACUCAACCCCAGUUGGUCGUGCCCAAGGGUUUUAUCUUUAUGACCAAAAGGACAUUUUCACUGCCUGGCUUGGCUUCUCCUUUGUUUUCAACUCUACGCAGCACAAGGGGAGCAUAAACUUUGCUGGGGCUGAUCCUCUGAUGAACAAGACUAGGGAUAUAUCUGUGGUUGGUGGCACCGGUGACUUCUUCAUGGCUAGAGGUAUAGCCACUUUGAUGACUGAUGCCUUUGAGGGAGAAGUUUAUUUCCGUCUUCGUGUUGACAUUAAACUGUACGAGUGUUGGUGACUGUUGAUGACGGAUUUUGAUAACGGUCAUUAGCUAAUGGUCGUUCUUUUCUUUUCUUUUUUAUUAAAUCUGGAAUAAUCCUUGAGAACUCAAUGGAGAAGAGUUUCAUCAUCAGUAUUCAGGAAGGAAUAAUUGUAUCCAAUCCAAGCUCCUUCAUUUUUUUUCCUGUCUUUUCGCUCUCUUUUUAUGAGCACGGCCAAUGCUAUGUUGUAAUUCCUUGAAGUUUGAUCAGAACGAUGCGCGUUUGAAUA